AUGGCGGCCGAGGCCUCGGGGGCACAGGAUCCCUCCAUCCCAGGCUGUGGAGAGUCCCCUGGCAUGAAGGACAGGACAUUGAACUCGCCAUCAGCCACCCAAGUGUCAGGAGAGAUGGAUAAGCCACUGAUCAGCCGCCGCCUGGUGGACAGUGAUGGGAGCCUUGCCGAGACCCCCAGUGAGGCCCCCAAAGUGGGCAUCCUGGGCAGCGGGGACUUUGCCCGCUCCCUGGUCACACGCCUGGUGGGCUCUGGCUUUAGCGUGGUGGUGGGGAGCCGCAACCCCAAACGCACGGCUGGGCUGUUCCCCUCAGCAGCACAAGUGACUUUCCAGGCGGAGGCAGUGGACUCCCCUGACGUCAUCUUCGUGGCCAUGUUCCGGGAGCACUACUCCUCUCUGUGUGGCCUCAGCGACCAGCUGGCUGGCAAGAUCCUCGUGGACGUGAGCAACCCCACAGAGCAGGAGCACCUCCAGCACCGCGAAUCCAAUGCAGAGUACCUGGCUUCCCUCUUCCCCACGUGCACAGUGGUCAAGGCCUUCAAUGUCAUCUCUGCCUGGACCCUGCAGUCUGGCCCAAGGGAUGGGAACAGACAGGUGCCCAUCUGCAGUGACCACCCGGAAGCCAAGCGGGCGGUCUCGGAGAUGGUGCAGGCCAUGGGCUUCAUGCCUGUGGACAUGGGGUCCCUGGUCUCCGCCCGGGAGGUGGAAGCCAUGCCCCUGCGCCUUCUCCCAGGCUGGAAGGUGCCCGCCCUCCUGGCCCUGGGGCUCUUCAUCUUCUUCUACGUCUACAACUUUGUCCGGGACGUCCUGCAGCCCUAUGUGCGGGAUGGCAAGAGCAAGUUCUACAAGCUGCCCGUGUCCGUGGUCAACACGACGCUGCCGUGCGUGGCCUAUGUGCUGCUGUCCCUGGUGUACCUGCCCGGCGUGCUGGCGGCCGCCCUGCAGCUGCGCCGUGGCACCAAGUACCGCCGCUUCCCGGACUGGCUGGACCACUGGCUGCAGCACCGCAAGCAGAUAGGCCUGCUGAGUUUCUUCUGCGCCGCGCUGCACGCGCUCUACAGCUUCUGCCUGCCCCUGGGCCGCGUCAACCGCUACGAGGUGGUCAACCUCGCCAUCAAACAGGUCUUGGCCAACAAGAGUCAUCUGUGGAUCGAGGAAGAGGUCUGGCGGAUGGAGAUCUACCUCUCCCUGGGAGUGCUGGCCCUUGGUACACUGUCUCUGCUGGCUGUCACGUCACUGCCCUCCAUUGCAAACUCGCUCAACUGGAGGGAGUUCAGCUUUGUUCAGUCCACUCUGGGCUUUGUGGCCCUGGUGCUGAGCACCCUGCACACACUCACCUACGGCUGGACCCGCGCCUUCGAAGAUAGCCAUUACAAGUUCUACCUGCCUCCCACGUUCACGCUCACGCUGCUGGUGCCCUGCGUCGUGAUCCUGGCCAAAGGCCUCUUCCUGCUCCCCUACUUCCGCCGCAAGCUCUCCAGAAUCCGGAGGGGCUGGGAGAAGGAUGGUGGCGUCAAGUUUACUCUGACAAUGGACCACACCUUGGCCCAGAAGACGAGCCACGUGUGAGGUGCCUGCCUCCGGCCCCAGAAACCAGACGCGGGCCAGACAGUACCCCUGGGCCUGUCAGGACUGCUUUUCUGGAUGGUGCGGUAUGGUGAAAUUGGGCGCAGAGCGGUGGUUGGGCGUCUGAAUUCCUGGGACCCUGAUGUACGCGGUGUAAUACUCAGAAGGGCACACACGCGGGUGUGACAUAGGUGUUCGUGUAGAUUUCAUAUAUAUAACGGGAUUUGCAUUUAUACUCACUUAGUUAAAAAGUUGAGUCUCUUGAGAUUUCAACUUGUAGAUUUAAAAAGCCAGUGACAGUUGUUAGGCCGGCCGCUCACCCUGCUGGGAUCUCUGCAGAGACGGACGCACCCUCUUUGCAGUGAAAAAGGGCAGUGAGAGGCUUGUACCUUGGUGGAUUCGAUCUGCUUAUGUCCCCACUCCCUUUUUGCUGCUUUCCCCAAGGCUUUUGCAGAGCUGGGGCUCUAAGGGGGCAGAUAAGAGCUCAACCUGGAGCCGAUUCAGUGCACAGGGCUAAAGAGUUGAGACCCAGCAGGCAGAGCAGGGGCUGGCCUCCUCCCUCACUCACCUUGGGCAGCAGCCAGAGGUCAGGCGGGAGCCCCUGGGGGGUGAGCCUGGGGGUGAGCCUGCUGGCUGAACCCUGGAGCCAACUGUCGAGGGCUCCUUUGCCAGGUAGGAGGGGGCGGGGGACGGGGCCCAAGCUGAUCUCCCUUGUCCUCCGUGAGCUGGGGAGAGUUUUUUUCCCUGGAAGUCCUAAGUCCCCAACAGUGGAAGCACAUUGAUCUCUUGUGGGAGUGUGAAGUCACCUCCGUUUGGGAGCCACUAAUGAACUAUCUUGAGAACAAGUGUAAUUUCUUUCCCUCCUUUUAGUUGCUGAUGACCGUUCGUUAAACCACUGUGCCUUCUCACCUUUCAGAUCAGUAGUUUGGAUAUCUCUUAGGAAGGCCCAGAUCAGGCCCUCUGGAAGUCAGCUGGAGAAGGAGGGGAAAACAAGGCAGACAGCGCUGGGCAUCCCAGCUGAGGCUUUCCUGGGCCCAGGGCAUGAAGGACUGAUGAUUGAUUGUCUCCACUGGCUUGGGCCUAAAACAUUGGGGACCUCGUCAGAUGUCUUCUGCUGGUGGGGAAAGAACCUGCCAGAAAACCAGACUGGCUCCAAGUUCACCACUGCUCCAGGGAAACAGGGAGAACAUGGGCGACGGGACUCCCUUACCCCCCCACCAACCCCAGGCGGGUCAAAAUCAUCGGGAGGGUCUUUUCUACCAAAGCUACAGACUUGAAGUGCUUCUGCCCCAAAGCACAAGAGACUGCACCACAGACAGGGUCAUGGGACAUGUGGCCUCAAAUCCCAUACCAUCUCUUGCUCGUUCCUACCAAAACCUCUUUUAUGUCCCCUGUGGCGAAACAGCUGUUUUUGGCUGAGCCCUCCUCCCCCCACCCCCACCCCC
Molecule: messenger RNA, 3011 nt
Organism: Enhydra lutris kenyoni (northern sea otter)
Lineage: Eukaryota; Metazoa; Chordata; Mammalia; Carnivora; Mustelidae
Product: STEAP3 metalloreductase
Exons: 5
Coding region: 1-1569 (522 amino acids)
Biological process (GO): copper ion import
Cellular component (GO): plasma membrane; endosome
Molecular function (GO): ferric-chelate reductase (NADPH) activity; cupric reductase (NADH) activity
Source: RefSeq, a predicted model, not a curated record